AUGGCGCUGCCGUUGCAAUUCGCGUACCGAACCCAGAAGGCUGUCGGUGUCGUGGACGCCGAUCCUGUCUACAAGCCCGUCCUUGCCAUCACCGACGUUAACUGUCGGUGCUCUCAAUACUCGCCCUGCGGUCGCUGGUUCGCCUGGGCCACCACGACUGAGGUCAGCAUCAGCGAUGCUUCUACCGGAAGCAACGUCCUGAUCAUGCCCCUCAGCAGCGUCUACGAGCUGUCCUUCUCCCCGAAGGGCACGUUCUUGAGUACGUGGGAGCGUCCUUCCAAGGACGAGGCUGGCGAUGCCACCAAGAACCUCAAGGUCUGGCGCGUUGAGCAGACCAGUGAGGCCAAGCCGGUUGGCCAGUUUGUACAGAAGCAACAAGAUGGAUGGAAUCUCAACUACACCUCAGACGAAAAGUACUGCGCCCGGCUUGUUACCAACGAGGUUCAGUUCUAUCAAAGUAACGACCUCCAGGUUGUCUGGAACAAGUUGCGGGUCGAGGGCGUGAAACAAUUCUCCCUCGGCCCUGGCCAGCUGCGAAGCGUAGCUGUCUAUGUGCCUCCCAAACAGGGCUUUCCUGCCGCCGUCAAGAUUUUCGAUGUCUCCAACUUCACCAGCCCGAUCGCCCAAAAGUCAUUCUUCAAGAGUGAUAAGGUGAAGCUCGAUUGGAACAGCCAGGGCACCAGCCUGCUCGUGGAAGCCUUGACCGAUGUCGACAAGUCGAACAAGAGCUACUACGGUGAGACUACUCUCUACCUUCUCAGCGCGAAGGGAGAUUUUGAUGCUCGCGUGACCCUCGACAAGGAUGGUCCCAUCCAUGACGUCGCUUGGUCCCCAAACUCGAAGGAGUUUGGUGUUGUCUACGGCUAUAUGCCCGCCAAGACGACCAUCUUCAAUCACCGCGCCGUUGCCACCCAUUCGUUCCCAAUCGGCCCGCGCAACAAGAUCAUUUUCUCCCCCGCAGGACGGUUCGCGCUCGUUGCGGGCUUCGGUAACCUCGCCGGCCAAAUCGAUAUCUACGAUUUGGAGAAGGAUUAUCGCAAGCUUUGCACCAUUGAGAGCGGAAACCCCAGCGUUUGCGAAUGGAGCGCCGAUAGCCGCUUCAUCAUGACGGCGACGUUGUCUCCUCGACUUCGCGUCGACAACGGAGUCAAGCUCUGGCAUGUCACUGGACCACUCAUUUAUACCCAGGACUUUACUGAGCUCUAUAUGGCCCUUUGGCGCCCGGUCCCCGCCGAGAAUCGAGCCAAGAUCGAUCCCCUCAGCGCCAUCCCCGCGCCUCACCCUUCGGCGACCGCCUAUCUGGGCACCGUCAAGACGCCGAGCAAGCCCGCUGGCGCCUACCGUCCGCCCGGAGCAAGGGGCCUUGCCACCCCUCUGCAUUUUAAGCGCGAGGAUGAAGGCGGCGCCGCCCAUGUGAUGACCUCCAGCACGACGGCGACGUCCACCCUUGGCCUGAACGGCUUUGGGCGUGCUCGACGUGUUGUCCCGGGAGCUGAGCCUGUCGAAGCACCGGAGACUCGCCAGGUCCCUGGCGCAGAGCCCGUCGACGGCGAUGAAAAUUUGUCAAAGGCGGCUCUGAAGAACAAGAAGAGGCGCGGUAGGAGGGGCAAGGGCGAAGGUGCUGGCGGCCAGAAUGGAGCCGGUGCUGAUGGCGAGACCGCGGCGACGACCGGCGGAGCCAACGCCAACGCUAAUCUCGCGCCGCCUCGGCAGAACAACAACGAUGGCCGGAGCCCUGAGCGACGCUCGAACCACCGACAUCACCGAAGCGUAUCGAGGAACCCCGGUUCCCGCAGCCGCAGCAACACGACCCGCGGCGUUCGCCCCGAGCCCCAGGGUGGUGUUCUCUUGAAUGCCGGCCCCAACGGGCCCAAUGGCCAGCACCAGCACCAGCAGCAUCAGAACGCUAACAACGGUUCCGCCGCCGCUGCCGCCACCGAUGCUGCUGCUCAGAACCCCAACGCGAAGAAGAUUCGCAGCCUGCAGAAGAAGAUUCGGGCCAUUGAGGAUCUCGAGAUGAGAUUGGCAAGGAAGGAGAAGCUUGAGGAUACGCAGAUGAAGAAAAUUGCCACUAAGCAGGCCGUUCUGGCCGAGCUGGCGACUCUGGAAACGUCGCGCUAG
This is a messenger RNA of Scedosporium apiospermum, 2121 nucleotides long. RefSeq names its product Eukaryotic translation initiation factor eIF2A. Bases 1 to 2121 code for a protein of 706 amino acids. Gene Ontology annotation, biological process: translational initiation. The transcript is spliced from 2 exons. Gene Ontology annotation, molecular function: mRNA binding; ribosome binding; protein binding. The record is from RefSeq and is a predicted model, not a curated record. Lineage: Eukaryota; Fungi; Ascomycota; Sordariomycetes; Microascales; Microascaceae. Gene Ontology annotation, cellular component: cytosolic small ribosomal subunit.